Rhinichthys klamathensis goyatoka is the source of this 5190-nucleotide messenger RNA. It is a transcript of the gene ppp1r12a, whose product is annotated as protein phosphatase 1, regulatory subunit 12A. The record is from RefSeq and is a predicted model, not a curated record. Gene Ontology annotation, molecular function: enzyme inhibitor activity; protein kinase binding; phosphatase regulator activity. Gene Ontology annotation, cellular component: cytoplasm; Z disc; A band. The coding region runs from base 105 to 3404 and encodes 1099 amino acids. NCBI's taxonomy places the organism in Eukaryota, Metazoa, Chordata, Actinopteri, Cypriniformes, Leuciscidae. Gene Ontology annotation, biological process: signal transduction. The transcript has 28 exons.
UGCCGUGCCGUCCCCUCCCACGCCCCAGCGCGCUGUGUUGGGAUAGUGGCAGUAUAAAGUAUAUCUUCCAUUCGAGACAGAUAAGAAGCGCCAGGCUAGAGGGGAUGAAGAUGGCGGACGCCAAGCAGAAAAGGAACGAACAGUUGAAGCGCUGGAUAGGCUCGGAGACGGACCUUGAGCCGCCCGUCCUGAAGAAGAAGAAGACGAAGGUGAAGUUCGACGAUGGCGCCGUGUUUCUGGCCGCCUGCUCGAGCGGCGAUACGGAGGAGGUGCUGCGAAUGCUCGACCGCGGCGCGGACAUCAACUACGCUAAUGUGGACGGACUCACCGCUCUGCACCAGGCCUGCAUAGAUGAUAAUGUAGACAUGGUGACCUUCCUUGUGGAGCAUGGGGCCUGUAUCAACCAGCCCGACAACGAGGGCUGGAUCCCCCUUCACGCCGCUGCCUCCUGCGGAUACCUCGACAUCGCUGAGUAUCUUAUCAGUCAAGGUGCAAAUGUCGGUGUAGUAAACAGCGAGGGAGAAACACCAUUGGAUAUCGCAGAGGAGGAGGCCAUGGAGGAGCUUUUGCAAAAUGAGAUCAACCGGCAAGGCGUGGAUAUCGAGGCGGCCAGGAAAGAGGAGGAGCGGAUCAUGCUAAGGGAUGCGCGACAGUGGCUUAACAGCGGCCUGAUCAACGACGUCCGGCACGCCAAGUCUGGGGGGACCGCACUGCAUGUCGCUGCAGCCAAGGGAUACGCUGAGGUUUUAAAGCUUUUAAUCCAAGCAGGGUAUGAUGUAAAUAUUAAAGACUACGAUGGCUGGACUCCGCUCCACGCUGCUGCACACUGGGGCAAAGAAGAGGCAUGCCGGAUACUUGUAGAACAUUUGUGUGAUAUGGACGUCAUCAAUAAAGUGGGUCAGACGGCGUUUGACGUAGCUGAUGAAGAUGUCUUGGGAUAUUUAGAAGAGCUGCAAAAGAAACAGAAUCUGCUUCUGAGUGAAAAGAAGGAUGUUAAGAAGUCUCCUUUAAUAGAAACUACGACUACUGGGGACAAUAAUCAAUCUGUGAAACAACUGAAGAGUAAAGAAACGGUUCUACUGGAGCCAGAGAAGACUGCCCCAAGAAUCGAGACUCUGGAGCCAGAGAAGGUGGAUGAAGAAGAGGGGGAGGGGAAGAAGGACGAGUCUAGCUGCUCUAGUGAGGAAGAGGAGGAGGAAGACUCGGAGUCUGAGAACGAAGCAGACAAGACCAAGUCUUCUAUUCCAUCAAGCAUUUCCAACAGUACACCUGCACCUGCGCCUACUAGUAUCACCGUCACGUCGCCGACUACCCCAAGCAACCAGGUGACCACCCCAACCUCACCUACCAAAAAGUCUGAUAACAUUACUGCCCUUGUGUCUGGGGGGGAGCCAGGCUGUCCUGCGUUGUGGCGUCAAGGCUUGCGCAAAACUGGCAUUGCGCUUGUGCCCAAAAAAGCGAUGGUGAGCACACCUACAGGGAAGGUGUCCCCUAAAGAGGAAGAGAGGAAGGAUGAGUCUCCUGCAUCAUGGCGUCUGGGCCUGCGGAAAACCGGCAGUUACGGAGCACUGGCAGAAAUCAGCACAACUAAAGAGGCACAAAAAGAGAAGGACACAGCUGGGGUGAUGCGCUCGGCCUCUUCUCCUCGCCUCUCAUCCUCACUGGACAAUAAGGACAAGGAAAAGGAAAAGGAGAAGACACGCCUGGCGUAUGUUGCUCCAUCCAUCCCGAGGAGACACGUUAGCACAUCAGACAUUGACGAAAAGGAAAACAGGGAUUCGGCUGCUAGUCUGGUACGUAGCGGCUCAUACACCAGGAGACGCUGGGAUGAAGACCUGAAGAACAACGACGGAACGGCCUCACAAAACAGAACCUCCAGCUAUCAGCGCAGUACGUCUCACACGCUAGCGUUAGGCCGCACGUCUAGCUCUCGCGACCUGCCCGCCAAAUCCUCCUCUGCCUCCAGCCUGGAACCUAACAACUCUAAAGCCUGGCAGCAGCCUUCCUCCUACCACCAGUCUUACAGCAUUCACCGCAGCGGCUCGUUUGGAAGGAGGCAAGAUGAUGCUUUAAGUUCCACUUCUUCUGCCACUUCCACAACAACGACCUCCUCCGUUACCUCACCCACAGGACACCGCAGCCUGCUGUCUAGGUAUUGGGCCGAGGAGAACGCGGACAAGGAAAAAGAGAAGGAGAAGGAGUCGGCCGCGGUCAUCCCCACAAUCAACACUGCAGCCACCACCACUACCACCUCCACUACUGGAACUAUACUAGGCUCUGACGGACGAGAGAGACGCAGAUCAUACCUCACCCCUGUGCGUGAUGAAGAGUCUGAGUCUCAGAGGAAAGCCAGAUCCAGACAGGCACGGCAGUCCAGGAGGUCCACACAGGGUGUGACCUUGACUGAUCUCCAGGAGGCGGAGAAGACCAUCGGUCGCAGUCGCCCCAUAAGGCCUCGAGAAGAUGAGAAAGAAGAGAAGGAAAAACAAGACAAGGAGAAACAGGAAGAGAAGAAAGAGACCGAGACCAAGGAGGAUGACUAUAGGUCACGCUACCGUAGCUUUGAGGAGAAGUACCGGAGCACCUUGGCCUCGACCACCACGGCCUCUUCCACUCUGCCUUCUUCCUCUGGCAGCUCGUCUUCUCUCUACAGCACCUCCUCUCUGAACCGGCCAAACAGCCUGAGCGGCCUCACUUCAACCUACCGCUCCACACGUGACACUGAGAGAGAGUAUGAUAGAAAAGAAAGAGAGGACGAUAAGGACAGUGAAGACAAGUCUCAGCCACGCUCUAUACGCGACCGCAGACGACCUCGAGAGAAAAGACGCUCGACUGGAGUGUCCUUCUGGACCCAGGAUAGCGACGAGAAUGAUCCAGAGCACCCAUCAGACUCAGAUGGCAGCACUAAAGGAGAGCCUCAGAGCGACAGACUAUCCAGGAAUGACCCUCUCUCUACUAGCACUUCCUCCACUGACCGUUACGAGUCUUAUAGUAGCCGCGGCUUUGGGGAGAGUCGGCGGCCGUACUCGCGCAUCGAAAGAGACGACACCACUGAUUAUAAGAAGCUUUAUGAGCAGAUUUUAGCUGAAAACGAGAAGCUGAAAGCUCAGUUACGUGAUACAGAACUGGAGCUGUCAGACCUGAAGCUGCAGCUGGAGAAAGCCACACAGAGGCAGGAGCGCUUUGCUGAUCGGUCACAGCUGGAGAUGGAGAAAAGGGAAAGAAGAGCUCUAGAAAGGAAGAUUUCUGAUAUGGAGGAGGAACUGAAGAACCUUCCUCAGGUAAAGCAGGUGCAGUCUCUGCGCCAGUAUAACGAGCGUUUGCAGGCAGAGAACAGGGCGCUGUCCCGCGUGCUCUCCAAACUCUCGCAGGGCUGCAGCCACCUGCCCGCCGCAGACCUGUAGACCCGCCCCCACCUCCUCUUACACCCCUCCUCAUGCUCCAUUCAGCUCCGCCCACGCCCAUAUAAAGACGCUACCAGACUUGAAAGCAGACAACCAGAGACUAAAGGACGAGAACGGAGCGCUGAUCCGAGUCAUAAGCAAGCUUUCCAAAUAGAAAAGACCCUCCCCACAUCCUCCGGCAGUAACGGUAUUGCACAUCUAGAUAUUAAUACGAGACAACGGCGACAAGAAGGCUCCGUCUCCCCUUCUGUUUCUCAGUCCCCAGCUUUCCCUCGCUUCUCCGCUCCACCGAACGCCCACCUCACCACUCACACAGAACCACUGCGUUUACAGAACUAAGGAAAAGCGUUAGACGAGAGAAUGGCAUUGAACACUUUGCGGGCGGGGAAAGCCUCGAAAAACUAUUUAACCAAUAAGCCUUAGUUGUACAUACGUCAACCUGCAUCAAAUUUCUCUUGGCUGUCACAGAACACCUGAUUUUAUUUGUGCCACACUUUUUUUGUGAUCUAUCUUUCUUUUUUUGUUGUUUUAGUUUUUUUUUUUUUUUUUUUUUUUGCUCCGCUCUUUAAUCUUUCUUCCUGUAUAGAUGCGUCAUGCAAUGUGCAGCUCUCUCCUUCCAUUUCCUCUUCCUGUCCUCAUCCCCUCCACAUUGCGCUAGAAGUCCCGCCUCGUCCUCAGAGGCACUGUCUCUCAGCAGAAGACUUCCCAGCAUUCCGCGAUGUUGGCGCACACUUCCUCCUCUCUCUCGCGGCCUGAGAGAGAUGACGGACCCCUGGCUUUACCGAUUAGGUGGACCUUGUGAAAUCGAAGCUUUCACUUAUGUGCAAUAUAUGCAUUUCUUUCCUAUACAAAUGCUUUAAGAAUGAGUCUGUCACUAGUAAAUGUUCACUUCCUCACCACUUUCGUGGCUCACCCUGGUUUCCUUCCUCUCCCCCGACUUCUUUCUCUCGUUUCUUUGAGUUUGUAGUGUAGUCGUUGGUUUAUAUCCUGUACUCCUCACGUUGUUUUAGCAGGUACUGAGUGAAGUUGUAUAUACCUGUAUGUAUUGUUUGAGACCAGCACAUGGCAUGCGUUUAUGGUUCCCUGUCUGUUACUAUUGAAAUAUACCAACUCCAGAGGACAAAGUGUGUUUUAACUAUUUCCUUCUUCUUUUAUAGUCGAAAAAGUCAUUGAAUAACAAUAGAGCCGCCCCCUUCAAGGGGAAGGUUUUUUUCUUCUCAGUUUUAAGUGUUCACGUAAAAUUGUGAGAUAAUAAUAUAAUUGCUUCACUACAUUUCACACAUUUUAUUCAGUAUCUUUGGAAGAGUGCUGUUCAUUUCUUUUUUUUUCAAUUUUACUUUUAUUUUUUUCAUUUACUUUUUUUUUUUUUUUUUUUUUUAGCUGUAGUAUUAGCCAAGGUGUUGUCACUAAAAAGAUCCUAGAUAUCGCUAACCCAGUCCUUUUUACAAUGUCUACAUGCACUGUCAAUGCCAUGUCAGGAGUCUUGCUGUCUGGUUUAGCGAACUUUUGCCACCGCAUCAGAUGAAGUCCAUGCAUCGGAAACACGUUUUAUGCAUUUCAGUGGCCUUGUACUUAAAAUACUGUAGUCGGGAAAAAAAAUGUCGCUGUAGUUGGACUGUCAGCUGUCUCCUCUUUGGUUUAGGUUUUUAAUUUUUGUUUUGUUUUCUUUCCUUUUUAAAUUUCCCAUCAUCUUGUAAAAUAGAUGUGUGGCUUCAUCCGUGCAAGCUGUGCUGUGACUACCAACCACUGAGAGUUAAUUAAAAUAAACUUGUACAUUGUAAAAAUC